AUGGCAACUCGAGCAGUUGCCAAGUAUAAUGCAGAACGUAACGGCAUCUAUUACAUGGAAAAAGAAGAUGUUAAAAGCGCCAAAGAGGAACUUGGUCCUGGGUAUACUUAUGUUCUUGAAAUUUUGGUUCAGGAGUCAGCCUGUAAAACUACGGACAUGACAUUACAAGAACACGAGAAAAAGAACUGUCUUACUCGGCUUGACGGAAAGAAAGAGAUCGUUACUGCAUCUGUUCGGCAAAAACCAUGGGAGAAUUUCGAAGAGAUCAAAAUUAUAGAAUCAAAAGAAGUAUAA
Molecule: messenger RNA, 294 nt
Organism: Enterobius vermicularis (human pinworm)
Lineage: Eukaryota; Metazoa; Nematoda; Chromadorea; Rhabditida; Oxyuridae
Source: the annotation of a GenBank genome assembly